UAAUAUAUAAACAACUUGCACGUCACAUUUCAAAACAAGUACUUGCAUGGUGGCUUCAAUGACAGGUUUAGAUACUCUGCGGUGCCUUGUUAGGUCGAGAGCUCAACUACGAUAUCCACAAUCCCUUUCGCAUCAUACGCGGCAGGUUUUUCUCGGAUCGGAGUACGCUACAAUUCAAAACGAGACGUCUCUGUUUAUGUUCAACACACCUCCAACAUAUUAUUCUGCUGUCCGCACGGAGAGCGAAGCAUUAAAAAUAAAAAUAAACAUUUUGGGGGAAUGUAACUUUGUACAGGAAGAAAGCUAACACGAAAGCGUCGUAUGAUUGGCCAUUCUGACUGUUUUUUUUUGUAUCAAACAUUGAGAUUUGUUGACAAAUUGCCUUUGUUAGCUGGUAACUCAACCAACUUGGUCUGAAGCGGCGGGUGGUAGAUGGUUGUCCCCCGCUCACUGAGCGGUGUGUCUCGGCAGGAGGAGCGCAUCGACUCCGCUGGUUGCAGCGGCGACAACCAACAGGCACAUGCAGGAUGAGGAGGCGGAGCUGAAGCUCAGCUGACCCCACCCAUUUAGUGUGACCUCCCUCCUACCCUCACCCAUCCAGCCAGCCGGGCCCAUGUUCUCUCCAGAGCAGGAAAAUAUCUCCCCCUCCUCCACCUCCUCCUCCAAAGUGCCGGUGAAAUAUGGAGAGCUCAUGGUGCUGGG
Oncorhynchus tshawytscha (Chinook salmon) is the source of this 702-nucleotide messenger RNA. Its product is annotated as E3 ubiquitin-protein ligase pellino homolog 1-like. Lineage: Eukaryota; Metazoa; Chordata; Actinopteri; Salmoniformes; Salmonidae. Gene Ontology annotation, biological process: protein K48-linked ubiquitination; regulation of Toll signaling pathway. Gene Ontology annotation, molecular function: protein binding; ubiquitin protein ligase activity. The record is from RefSeq and is a predicted model, not a curated record.